Messenger RNA from Pristis pectinata (smalltooth sawfish), 453 nucleotides. RefSeq names its product apical endosomal glycoprotein-like. Gene Ontology annotation, cellular component: membrane. NCBI's taxonomy places the organism in Eukaryota, Metazoa, Chordata, Chondrichthyes, Rhinopristiformes, Pristidae. The record is from RefSeq and is a predicted model, not a curated record. The transcript is spliced from 4 exons. Bases 22 to 453 code for a protein of 143 amino acids.
UUCAGUUUUGGAUGCAGGCGAAUGUCGAGAGUUCAGCUAGUGUUUGAAGCAGUCGGCGGAGGAUCAUCCUCGUCGUACAUUGCGAUCGAUGACGUGAUGUUGAUGCACACGGAGUGUCCGCGGAUGGGUGCGUGCAACUUUGAGGACGGCCUGUGUGGCUGGAGGAACGUGCUGGACCCCAGCAAGGAUGUCACGGACUGGACCUGGAGCAGUGGGAAGGCACCCAGCCACUUCACCGCCCCAUCCACUGACCACACGCUGGGCACCGCGGAAGGUCACUACAUGUUUGUGGACACUCAGGUGAUCAGUGCUAAAAACUGGACCAGGUUCCUGAGUGAACAUCUGCCUCCGACGAAGGGGUCCUGCCUCACCUUCCACUACCACACCAACGUCAAAAAUCAGCUCAGUGAGUUCCCUCCGCACGGCCUCGCUCUCACCAGACAGCAGCCCUGA